Molecule: messenger RNA, 664 nt
Organism: Olea europaea var. sylvestris
Lineage: Eukaryota; Viridiplantae; Streptophyta; Magnoliopsida; Lamiales; Oleaceae
Product: short-chain dehydrogenase TIC 32, chloroplastic-like
Exons: 3
Coding region: 149-466 (105 amino acids)
Source: RefSeq, a predicted model, not a curated record
AGAUCAUCUUAAAUUUCAGAUUGAAGCAAGAAACUAAAAUUGAACGCCAAAUGCACCUCGUUUUCUGCUUUAUUUUCAUUGUCCUUGAAUUCACUUCUCUUUCUUAUUUGCAGGUCAUUUUCUUUUAACGCAUUUGUUAAUAGAAACCAUGACAAAAACGGCUCGUGAGAUGAAGAGAGAGGGAAGAAUUGUGAAUGUUUCAUCAGAGGGACACCGAUAUACUUAUAAAGAAGGAAUACGUUUCGAUAGACUCAAUGAUAAAGAAGGGUACAAGACCUUGGCUGCGUAUGGCCAGUCAAAACUAGCUAACAUACUCCAUACAAAUGAGCUGGCGAGGCGAUUAAAGGAAGAUGGAGAAGAAAUAACUGCAAAUUCACUUCACCCUGGAGCAAUUGUAACCAAUCUUUUCGAUAGAUUUGGUGUUUUUAAAGGUAACUUGGGUGGUUUCAAAAGUAUAUUUAAAUGAUUUGAUUUAAUGCCUCCAUAACAAAUUAUCGACUAAUUUUCGGUUGCAUGUUUGGAAUUUUGCUUCCGUUGGAAUCUAUUGUGCAAAAGUAAACAAUAAAAACUAAAAUCGAAUAAAAGAAAAACAAUAAGAUCAACAAACAUAAAUUUAACUGGUUUGUCAAUUUGCCUACGUCCAUCCACAGUACAAAAAAAAAAA